Molecule: messenger RNA, 1404 nt
Organism: Solenopsis invicta (red fire ant)
Lineage: Eukaryota; Metazoa; Arthropoda; Insecta; Hymenoptera; Formicidae
Product: PSME3-interacting protein
Exons: 5
Coding region: 365-1210 (281 amino acids)
Cellular component (GO): nucleus
Source: RefSeq, a predicted model, not a curated record
CGCGUCUGUACUCCAGUAUAUGCACUUUGUUGUAUCGAGCAGCUCUACGUUUCCGCAAGCACAAAUCAUUCGAUUUGUAUCAUAUUGUAUCAUAUGUUCUUUUAUUUUCCAAUGCCAAGUGAUAUCUGUCUCUCAAUUAUUGAAUAUUUCUAUUAGAGUGCGGAUAUCUCUAUUAGAGUGCGGAUAAAAAAAACUUGCAUUUACAUACGUAAAAUGUACGCAUCGUGUUCCUGUCAAUAAUCCUGUCAACAAAGUAUAACGAUCGCGUAUACUUUGGUUGAGUUCAUCGAGGUACGGAUAACCAUUUUGCGACCGCUGUAGGUUGUGCUUGGUAAACACGUACGAUUACUUGAAAACAGUGAAAAUGAGCUCGGGUUUUAUAUCGGAAGCCGAAAUCGCUGAACAACGGCGAAUGCGACAGGAGGAAUGGGAACGUGUACGGACUGCUGAUCAGCCUUUAGAAGCUCCAGAGGAAACUUACGAUCCUAGAUCCUUAUAUGAGAGAUUACAAGAACAGAAAAAUAAAAGAGACAUAGAAUAUGAAGAAGCUCAUAAAUUAAAGAACAUGAUCAAAGGAUUAGAUGAUGAUGAAGUAGAGUUUUUAGACUUGGUUGAUAGAACCAAGAUGGAAGAGGAACGUAAAAAGAAUCUUGAGGAAGAGAAAGAGAUGCGCGACUUUAAAGCUGCCGUUGCUUCUCUUCAAGAACAGAAAUUAAAUGAAAAGUUAAAGCAAGAAUUGAAGAAUCCGUCCGUCAGUAAAAAUACUGCCUGUGGAAGCUUUUUAUUUUUUUUUUUUGGUAGCCGCACUUCCCAGUUAAAGUUGCCUGCAGGUGUUGUAUUGAAACGAUCUGAUAAACAAAAGCAAGAUGCACUUAAAGGAAUAAAAAGAAAAUUGUCGCCAUCCGAAGAAGAUGCCAAUACUAGCAAAAAGAAAGAACUGCAUGCAUCUUGUGAACCAGUAGCAGAUACCUCUGUUUCUAGUCUCGAAUCAGAUAAACAAAACGAUAAGACUAUAGCAAAUAAAAUAAAUACGAGCGAUGAAUAUAAUGGACUUAAAUGUAUUGGCAUAUUACCUGGUCUUGGAACAUACGAUAAUUCUAGUGACAGUGAUUGUAGUUCUGACACAGAUCAAGAAACAGAACCAAACCCCUCCGUAUACGAUAUGUUAGGUCGAAAAAUAAAAUUGUUAAAAGAGAAGGAGAAAAGCUGAAUGAAACAUAUGUAAAUACAUACAAUAUAUGCAUGCUGUACGAAUGUAUGUAUGUACGUAUGACAAUAUUUGUGAAUAUAUAGAAGAGAAGAUAAUUAUUAUUGUACCACAAUUGAUUAUAUUUAAAACAUAUUACAUGUUUGAAUGUAAUCUUCCGCUACAUUUAGCGAAAAUACAUUUCCGUCUAAUUUUUA